This is a messenger RNA of Alosa alosa (allis shad), 797 nucleotides long. RefSeq names its product transmembrane protein 17A. Bases 29 to 700 code for a protein of 223 amino acids. The transcript is spliced from 4 exons. Lineage: Eukaryota; Metazoa; Chordata; Actinopteri; Clupeiformes; Clupeidae. Gene Ontology annotation, biological process: non-motile cilium assembly. Gene Ontology annotation, cellular component: ciliary transition zone. The record is from RefSeq and is a predicted model, not a curated record.
AGGGUUUGCCUGCUGAGCCAGGGAUAGCAUGCCGGUCUUCUACACCCCCCUACCUCAGAAUAUCCGCCUAGGCUUGGCAAACCUCAGUGGCUCCGUGUUUGCCAACAACAGGACCAGAGAUAGCUGCGAUUUCAGGGACAAUAGCGACAAAGCAGACAACGAGGUGGUGGCCCAUUUACCUCUGCAAAUGUUGAUGUACUUCAAUAUGUAUUUCUUUCCAUUCUGGUUCAUCUCAGAGGUGGUCAUGCUCGAGUUAAAGUUUGCUCUGUUGCCAACCUACUACCAGUGCCUUCUAGUGACAGGUGUGGUCCUCCUGACCAUCUUUGAGAUCAUGAGAAUCUACCUAGGUUAUGUUGGCAACCUAGAGGAAAAGGUGCCAGAGUUGGCCGGCUUCUGGCUCCUCACUUUCUUCUUCCAGCUGCCCAUCCUGCUGUUCUUCCUGACCGACGAGGCCAUUCUCAUCGCGCCUCUGGAGCGCGCCGUGCACGGCGUCUACCUGAUCUUCGUGCUGACCGAGGCGCUGGCGUCCUUCCUGGCGCUGCGCAACAUGAGCCGCAAGCUCACGCUGCAGUUCCACCUGCGCCAGUUCGCUGAGGUCGAGAGCCUUCACCCCAUGGACAUGGCGCACGCCUUCGCCACCUCCUACUAUGGCAGGAGCGUCCUGCCCAUGCCCACGGUCGACGAUAUGCCGCCCUACUGAGCAGACAAAUGCUGAAUAGUCACUGGAGGGGCUGUGUGUGUGUGUGUGUGUGUGUGUGUGUGUGUGUGUGUGUGUGUGUGUGUGUGUGUGUGUGUGG